AUGGCGUCCAAGCUCUUGCUUAUCAUCGUCUUCAUUUUCGAUCUCAUUGCAUUUGGUUUGGCGGUUGCUGCUGAGCAGAGAAGAAGCACGGGAACAACAAGGGAAGACAGUGAGAAGUAUUACAACUUUUGUGUUUAUGACUCUGAUAUUGCCACUGGGUAUGGUGUCGGUGCAUUUUUGUUCCUCAUGGCCAGUCAAAUACUUAUAAUGGUUGCUAGUAGAUGCUUUUGUUGUGGGAACCCAUUGAAACCCGGAGGCUCAAGGGCUUGCGCGGUGCUUCUCUUCAUAAUGUGCUGGGUAACAUUUUUAAUAGCCGAGAUUUGCUUGCUGGCUGGCUCUGUGAGGAAUGCUUACCACACCAAGUACAGAUCAAGGUUUUUCGAUAAACCGCCAUCUUGUGAGACCGUGAGGAAGGGAGUUUUUGCAGCAGGGGCAGCCUUUGUUUUGUUUACUGGGAUAUUAUCCGAGUUCUAUUACGUCAGUUAUUCCAAGGCUCGUGGAGGUUUUGGGCCCCAUGGAGGGGAAAUUGGAGUCGGCAUGGCAGCAUACAAGUAG
Striga hermonthica is the source of this 555-nucleotide messenger RNA. Lineage: Eukaryota; Viridiplantae; Streptophyta; Magnoliopsida; Lamiales; Orobanchaceae. The record is from the annotation of a GenBank genome assembly.